Messenger RNA from Leptomonas pyrrhocoris, 516 nucleotides. RefSeq names its product putative COP1-associated protein. The transcript has a single exon. NCBI's taxonomy places the organism in Eukaryota, Euglenozoa, Kinetoplastea, Trypanosomatida, Trypanosomatidae. The coding region runs from base 76 to 516 and encodes 146 amino acids. The record is from RefSeq and is a predicted model, not a curated record.
AGGUUUUUGCCAAACAAACACACCCACAAACACACAGCAACACUUGACGAACGGUAGACGCUAUAGGGAAAAGAGAUGAACGUAGGUAACGCCGCUGCCGCCCCAGCCGCCGCUCCGCAGGAGCGCUCGCGCGUCGUGCGAAUUCUGGUCCUGGUUGACUGCGCUGUCCUCGUCAUCUUUGGUUUUAUCGCUUUCAUCGGGAAUCUCCUGAACUUCUUCGACCUGACCGUCCCGGUCCUCGCCAUUUACAUGUGUAUCUUCGGCCUUGUCCUCACCUCGUGCGAGAUGAACUUGGCGGCUAGCAAGACGUACUUCGGCGCCCUGCAUGAGUGGCUUGGUGAGGCGGUGUUCAUGAUUUUUGUUGGAACGCUGGGCGUGGCCAUUUGGACCGCCAGCCUCUUUGGCUUAAUCGGCGGCUUCUACUCCAUUGUUGUCGGUGCUGCAGUCAUCGUGGACCAGUUUGCCUUUGGACGUCGGUUCCUGAACAACGCGCCGCAGCCGGCAGCGGCCGCAUGA